CGUCACCAUUCCGAACGUUGACCCAGGCGGGCUGAGCGAGCCCCGAGCUGGGAGGAGAGUGCGGGCUCCAUGGGAAUGAGACUGUGUGCCUGGCACGAUCGGCAGCGGCAUGGCCAGCCCGAAACCCUCAGCCAGCCGGCGGGCACCGAGCACGGCAGCAGGGAGGCAUUGAUCCCCGUGCAGAGCCAGUGCUGUCACAGUGAUUGCAUGAAAAGCGGCAUGGGGACCCCCGCCUCUGUAAUAAGCUCACCAUCAGCUCCGUGGCAGACGCCAGAGCCACGUGCUCGGAAAAAGGCUUCUGCUAAUAUUUUCAAAGACAUAGACCUUGUUCAGAUACAGACUCUCUUCCGAACGAGCGGGGACGAUUGUGCGGAGGAAAGAGCCAGGAUAAUAUGUAAUUAUGCCGGGGAUAGGCGCAUUGCCGAUGCAUUGAACAAGCUGCGGCGAAAGAAAAGCAGUAAAAGGUUCCAUCAACCCGGACCCAAACUGAGCAAUGAUCGCAUUGGAACACUAUCUGUACAGCAUUUCAGUAAACUUUGCAUUAAUGAAACUGGCCACAGAGGAAACACCUCUACAGAGGAAGAUUCUGAUCAGCCAGCUGCCGCCGAGGAUGCGAAUGAGACUAGCGAAUAUAAGAAAAGUGCAAUGACCAGCCGCAACCCCAAAAACCUAAGGAAUCAGCCUCAGAGGCGAAUAUCGGACUAUUUGCACCAAAUUAAACGAUGAUCUGGAACUCUACAAUAUCAUCCAUCAUAUUAAAAGUCUUUAUGCUGCUACCACCAACUGCAAUAAAACUGUGGGUGCUGCAAAAAGAGAAAAAUGUUAAGAUGCUUCCAUUUUUUGUUAUUAGGUCAUCACUUGAAAUGUUAGGAGAGGAGCCUUUGCUGGAUAACUGUGUAGUCUUCAAAUGGGGAAAAAUAAAUCCUUUCAGGAAAGGUUAAUGCUGGGUGAAAACACUGAAGUAACAGAUGAGGCGUGCAAAUACCGGCAUGGGAAUAAUAUCUUCUGCAACCAAAGAGUCCUCGACCGUUGCUCUUUGCAUUUCAAUCAUUUACACUGACGUACAAUGGCUGCUGUAAAUCUAUUAAGAAAAGAGGAAAUGAGACAUUGG
Pelobates fuscus (common spadefoot toad) is the source of this 1111-nucleotide messenger RNA. It is a transcript of the gene AVPI1, whose product is annotated as arginine vasopressin induced 1. Bases 70 to 726 code for a protein of 218 amino acids. Gene Ontology annotation, biological process: positive regulation of MAPK cascade. The record is from RefSeq and is a predicted model, not a curated record. The transcript is spliced from 3 exons. Lineage: Eukaryota; Metazoa; Chordata; Amphibia; Anura; Pelobatidae.